Monoraphidium neglectum is the source of this 258-nucleotide messenger RNA. RefSeq lists its product as hypothetical. The annotation marks the transcript as partial. The transcript has a single exon. The record is from RefSeq and is a predicted model, not a curated record. NCBI's taxonomy places the organism in Eukaryota, Viridiplantae, Chlorophyta, Chlorophyceae, Sphaeropleales, Selenastraceae.
GGCGCGGCGCCCGCCAAGGCGUGCGUGGUGUGCGGCAAGGGCAAGGCCGCCGGCGUCAAGCUGCGGCGCUGCGCGGGCUGCAGGAACCCCCAGGUUGUCUACUGCUCCGACGCGUGCUGCAAGCAGCACUGGAAGCUGCUCGGCCACAAGGCCGCCUGCCUGGCCGACCAGCGGCGCCGCUCCGCGGCAGGGGCGGCGGGGCACGAGGACGCGCGGCCGAGCAGCAGCGGGGCGAGCAGCAGCACCAUUGGCGCGUGA